Messenger RNA from Penicillium atrosanguineum, 1110 nucleotides. RefSeq lists its product as uncharacterized. Lineage: Eukaryota; Fungi; Ascomycota; Eurotiomycetes; Eurotiales; Aspergillaceae. The transcript has a single exon. The record is from RefSeq and is a predicted model, not a curated record. The coding region runs from base 1 to 1110 and encodes 369 amino acids.
AUGGGUGUCAUCCGCUUCGGUCGCCCCACGGGCAUUUAUGUCCCUAGCUCUCCUGUUCGCCUCACCAACGAUAUGAUUUCCCCUCCUCUUUCUUCCGACUUCAACUUCGAUGCCGAAACCGUUACUCUCUCCGCAUUGCCCGCUCUUGAAUACAUCUCCAAGAAGCUCCAACAACGAAUGAUGCAUGUCACCCUCCUCGUCGGUCGUGGAAAGCCCUAUCCCACUGGCGAACCCUCUGACCUGAUGAUCAUCCCCAUUACAUUCCUCGAUGCACCAGCAUGGCGCAUCCUAGAGCGAGCCAUCUCCAAAGCCGCAAAGAAAUUCUCAUUGGGCCAAAGCUGGUCCGACGCAUUGAACCGUAGCCAAUACGAACGCCAUGCAAACGAGUACCUGGUCCAGCAAUCAAUCCUCCAAAACGAAGUCGUCUUCAGCCAAGAAGGCUUGACCCUGCUCAACAUGGAUCGCAUCUACACUUUCAAACGCCGGUUGUGCAUCCUUUCCAACCGCCCAUUCUCCCGCACAGACGACCAGUCUAUGGCCUCCUGUGUGAAACUCUUGCACCGCCUUAUCGAUGAUUUUCAAGGCCGCCCAUUCAGCAAGGCAUUCUUUCACCGUGUUUACGAACAGCUUGAUGUGAGGGAUGAUCUGCUCACUGUCAUUGCGGCUGCUUACAAGAGCACGCAUAAGCUGGACGCGAUCAUCUUGCCCUCACAGCCCAAGGCUGAGCAAGAGCAGUCAGUGGCUGAGAAGCCGAUGAUCCAGAAACCAAUUGUUCAAAAGACCUCUGCUCAAAAGCCCUUUGUUCAAAAGAGCUCUGUUCAGAAAGCCUCUGUUCAGAAAAUCUCUGUUCAGAAGCCCGUCGCUCAGAAGCCCGUCGCUCAGAAGCCAGCGACGAAGGCUGCACGUGCUAAACGCCCGGCGCAGCCUGCUAGAUGCAGUAUCCAAAGGAUCGGUGCUCCAGCGAGGAGAGGGCCGAAGACGCCCCUGUCGGCGUCAGAUGUGACACCAAUCACUAGAAACGAGUGGAACAUACUCGUCAGCCAGGAUAUUCGCUUACAGCCGACUGUGACCAAGUGGACUCCAUCUCCUACUGUGUAUGCUGUGGCGUGA